Molecule: messenger RNA, 2302 nt
Organism: Parasteatoda tepidariorum (common house spider)
Lineage: Eukaryota; Metazoa; Arthropoda; Arachnida; Araneae; Theridiidae
Source: RefSeq, a predicted model, not a curated record
AUAACAAAUUUAUUUAUAUCGUCUGUAAUUGAAUAUUUUCCUUACGGAAAUAAAUAACUCUAAUCUAAAUAUGAAUACCAAAAACGUGUAAAGCAGAUUGCUUUAAUUAUUUCUACUGACCGUUAUAUCAAUGGAGCAUCAAAGAAAAACAAUAGAGAAUGUUCAUAAACAUCUUCCAGUUAUCUCACUAUUGCAGUGAUUCAGUCAUUUAUUUCUUCAAGUCAAAGUUGCGAUCAAAAACAAUCGCAAAUUGGACACAGAUUGCAAUCUGUGUCCACAAGCCGAACGAGUGGAAAUUUUUUUUAAUAAAAACUGUGUUACUCUUAAAAAAUUUGAUUGUAUCAUCAAUCUAAAGAGGGUGUAGUAUAAACGGCACGCAAAUAGAUUCUUAUAGAAGAAUAUCUUAAUAAAAAAGAACAUGCACCAUUUCCGCCCACAACAAAAGUCUGUUUAAAGAUUUACAACGAAUUCCAUGCUUGACCUCUCUCCAAGGAAGGGCGCUUCCGCAGAAGUGGUUUACUGAACUCUUAGAACCCCGUAUAUAAAAACAUGAGAAAUGAAAUAGAACGUCAGAUCAUAACUACAGAUUCAAGCUAUUCAAUAUGUCAAUUCUAAAAUUUUUGAUGAUGGCACUGGUCUUGGUAAUCGGUCAAAAUCUAGUGAACUGUGGUUUUUCCGAUCCUCUUGACAAUCCUGCCAAUGUUGAUCACGUGAUUACCUCUUUGAAAGUCCCCAAAAUAAAAGACAACACAACCACAGCAGCAGCAGCAAACCUUGAGCGACAGGCCUUCUUCCCCAUGUCAACUUUCGCGACUCUGGGAUCUAUGGGAGGAUUACGAACCAUCAUGAUGGGCGGCAUGCUGUAUGGACUUUCUCUGAUACCCGCCGUAAUGAUGGCUAUGGGUGGGAACGGCUUGAGUGGCAUCAUGUCAUCACUAAAGCUAAGGAGAGACACAAGUUCUGCCAAGCUGCCAUUGCUGUCCGAAUCACAAACGAGAAGGCUUCUUCAGAUGUUGCAUUCAGCUUUCAGGCAAUGGAAUGUUGCAGAUGAUUUAUGCAAGCAACUCUUCGUUUGUCAGAUGUACAGACAAGUGUCCCAAAAUGGAGUCAGUCCUGAUUUGGAGCUUUUCAAGGAAGCUUUACUGCACAUGUUGGAGAAAGGCGGCCACAAGAGGGCAGGAAGAGCAGCAGAACAACUAUUGAAUGAAUACAAUCAUUACUUCGUUGCAGCUAAACUAGGAAUGGAUCAAGACAAUUGUGAAGAACACUACCAAAAAUGCAACCUGAGUCUCUACCCUAAAGGGGAUGGGUUCAAAAAAGUCGAAAAGAAAACAAAAGCAAAAUCAACAACGCUUUAAUGCUGAACAUUCUUACAUGAGUCCUUGAACUCAUGACUUCCGACAAUUUCGUUUCUUUUGGUUCGACUGUUAUGGCUAUAAUUUGAAGUUCAAUCAUACUAUUGUUUACUUUGCCUACAUGUUUUUCAAAGUUGGUUAUUUUUUUUAUUUAUUUUGUUUAUUUAUUUUUUUUAGAUACCAAAAACAUAUUAGGCACUUUUCAUAUUAUUCUCUAGUCAUUGUAAAGUCCUGUUUCCACCUGAUGAUAAAAACAGAUAUUUUCAUAUAUCUUGAUAAAUUAUUCUUUCUUACUUUGAUAAAUUAUCUUUUCUAGUAAGGAUCUAUGAAAUAUUUAAUUUUUUUCUUCUUCGAAGGAACGAAUUAAGAACUGUCGUUUGCUUAUUCUGAUGCCUUUCUAAGUUUAGUGCUUUAAUUAUUCGUGAUAUAUUAGAUCAAUUCUUUAUUCCUGUUAACGAAUAUCUUGUCUUAUCAGAUAUUUUCUUACUUCGAUAUACAAAAGUUUUCUGAAAGAAUAAUUUUGACUUCUUAGUGUAAGGAAUGAAAUUUUUACUAUUCUAAGGUAAAAUUAAGACUAGUAGAGAAUUUUUUUAUCGGCCACCCCUCUUCCAAUGGUUUUGUGAUGUAAACGUCAACAGCUUAUUCUCUUUAAGCUUUAGAAUUAGAAUCUUCAAAGUGAAUAAUUUUCUCUUUGGAAUUGAAAUUGUCAAAGUGAAAAGUCAGUCCGUUUUGGUUUGUUUAAUUUAAGAAAAAUUCAAACCUCUAGGUAAUAAAGUUUAUUUGCAAGGAAGGGUGAGUGUGUUAAAGACGGGGUAUUGGAAAAGUAGUUGCCUAUGAACUUUCGGGUAUAAAAAGAAAUAUAUUGUUUUUGAUUUCGCCUAUUUAUUAUUCAUUUAUAUAUUUCUUUUUGUUAGCUGGUAUUCUAAAAUAAAAUAACUUUCUAAUUA